Messenger RNA from Rattus rattus (black rat), 2886 nucleotides. It is a transcript of the gene Anks6, whose product is annotated as ankyrin repeat and sterile alpha motif domain containing 6. The record is from RefSeq and is a predicted model, not a curated record. The transcript has 16 exons. The coding region runs from base 44 to 2701 and encodes 885 amino acids. Gene Ontology annotation, cellular component: cytoplasm. Lineage: Eukaryota; Metazoa; Chordata; Mammalia; Rodentia; Muridae. Gene Ontology annotation, biological process: innate immune response. Gene Ontology annotation, molecular function: protein binding.
GUCGGGGUGGGAGCGGGCGGCGGCGGGGAGCGAGCGGCGGGCGAUGGGCGAGGGCGCGCUGGCCCUGGGCCUGCAGCUGCUGCUCCGCGCCUGCGAGCAGGGUGACACGGACACGGCGCGGCGCCUGCUGGAGCCAGGCGCGGAGCCGGGCGCGGGGUCCGAGGCGGGAGCGGAGCCGGCAGGGCCCGAGGCGGCCCGGGCAGUGGAGGCCGGGACGCCGGUGCCUGUGGACUGCUCGGAUGAGGCGGGCAACUCGGCGCUGCAGCUGGCGGCGGCCGGUGGUCACGAGCCACUCGUGAGGUUCCUGCUGCGCCGCGGAGCCUCGGUCAACAGCCGCAACCACUACGGCUGGAGCGCGCUCAUGCAGGCGGCCAGGUGUGGGCAUGCGAGCGUGGCACACCUCCUUUUGGAUCAUGGAGCUGAUGUCAACGCUCAGAAUCGGCUGGGUGCCAGUGUGCUCACUGUGGCUUCCCGAGGGGGCCACCUGGGUGUGGUGAAACUGCUGCUCGAGGCAGGCGCCACUGUGGACCAUCGCAACCCUUCUGGCGAGUCAACAGCAUCGGGAGGCAGCAGGGACGAACUGCUGGGCAUCACAGCCCUGAUGGCUGCCGUCCAGCAUGGGCAUGAGGCCGUCGUACGCCUGCUGAUGGAGUGGGGUGCCGACCCCAACCACACAGCCCGGACUGUGGGCUGGAGCCCUCUGAUGCUGGCAGCCCUCCUCGGGAAGCUCAGUGUGGUGCAGCAGCUGGUCGAGAAGGGAGCCAACCCUGACCACCUCGGCGUGCUGGAGAAGACGGCCUUCGAGGUUGCCCUUGACCGAAAACACAGGGAUCUAGCUGACUACCUGGAUCCUCUGACCACUGUCAGGCCGAAAACAGAUGAGGAGAAGAGGCGACCUGAUAUUUUCCACGCCCUGAAGAUGGGAAACUUCCAGCUGGUCAAGGAGAUUGCUGACGAAGACCCCAACCACGUGAACCUGGUCAACGGGGACGGGGCGACCCCACUGAUGCUGGCUGCUGUCACGGGGCAGUUGCCCCUGGUACAGCUGCUGGUGGAGAAGCAUGCAGACAUGAACAAGCAGGACAGCGUGCAUGGCUGGACGGCCCUCAUGCAGGCCACCUACCACGGAAAUAAAGAAAUCGUAAAGUAUCUGCUAAAUCAAGGGGCUGAUGUUACUCUUCGAGCCAAAAACGGAUACACGGCCUUCGACCUGGUAAUGCUGCUGAAUGAUCCUGACACUGAACUUGUUCGACUGCUAGCGUCUGUGUGCAUGCAGGUGAAUAAGGACCGAGGUGGUCGGCCCAGCCACCGUCCACCCCUGCCCCACUCGAAGGCCAGGCAACCCUGGAGCAUCCCCGUGCUGCCCGACGACAAGGGAGGCCUGAAGUCCUGGUGGAGCCGGAUGUCCAACAGGUUCCGAAAACUCAAACUUAUGCAGACACUGCCACGCGGGCUGGCUGCCAACCAACCUUUGCCUUUCUCUGACGAGCCUGAGCUGGCACUGGACUCCACCAUGCGGGCACCCCCCCAGGACAGGACUAACCACCUUGGGCCACCUGAAGCAGCCCAUGCAGCCAAAGACAGUGGCCCUGGGAACCCAAGAAGGGAGAAGGACGAUGUGUUACUGACGACCAUGCUUCGCAAUGGAGCCCCCUUCCCCCGGCUCCCCAGUGACAAGCUUAAGGCCGUCAUCCCACCCUUCCUGCCCCCGUCCAGCUUCGAACUGUGGAGCUCCGACAGGUCCCGCAUGUGUCCCAAUGGGAAGGCGGACCCCACGAAGACUGUACUGCCCCCAAGAGCCAGCAGGGCCCACCCUGUGGGCUGCGUGGGCACAGACGGUGCUGCUGGCAGGCCAGUCAAAUUCCCCAGCAUCUCCAGGAGCCCCACGUCCCCUGCCAGCUCCGGGAACUUUAACCACUCGCCUCAUUCUUCAGGGGGUGCCAGUGGCGUGGGCAGCAUGAGCAGGCUGGGGGGAGAGCUGCAUAACCGCUCAGGUGGCAGCGUAGACAGUGUCCUCUCCCAGAUCGCUGCUCAGAGGAAAAAAGCAGCUGGCCUGUGUGAGCAGAAGCCCCCCUGCCAGCAGUCCAGUCCUGUGGGGCCAGCGACCAGCUCCAGCCCACCUGAGCUGCCAGCCUCCCUCCUGGGCAGUGGUAGUGGCUCUUCCAGUGGUACUUCCAGCAGCAAGAAACUGGACCCUGGCAAACGGCCUCCCUCUGGAACUUCUGCUACCUCUAAAAGCACCUCUCCCACCCUCACGCCCUCCCCCUCUCCCAAAGGCCACACUGCGGAGUCCUCAGUGUCUUCCUCCUCGUCCCACCGGCAGUCUAAGAGCAGUGGGGGCUCCAGCAGUGGCACCAUCACUGAUGAGGACGAGCUGACUGGAAUCCUUAAGAAGUUAUCACUUGAGAAAUACCAGCCCAUCUUCGAGGAGCAAGAGGUGGACAUGGAAGCUUUCCUCACACUCACCGACGGUGACCUGCAGGAGCUGGGGAUUAAGACGGAUGGUUCCAGGCAGCAGAUUCUGGCGGCCAUCUCUGAGCUGAAUGCGGGCAAGGGGCGUGAGAGGCAGAUUCUACAGGAAACCAUUCACAACUUCCACUCUUCCUUUGAGAGCAGCGCCAGCAACACCAGAGCCCCUGGCAACAGUCCCUCCAUGGCCGGAUGGGUAAGGCCGGAAGAAACAGUGUCGAGCAGGAGGUAGCCGCAGCUUGGGUGGCUCCGCUGGCCUCGGAGCCCUGAGGUGGUGAGGACUGAGCAGUGAACCCCGCCCUUCCGCUGUGUCUGCUCCUGGGUUAUUUCUUCCCUGGGACUCACAGCAAGUGGACAGAGAGAAGGCUGGCUAGCCAGAUCCUCAGGGCUGAUGCAGUGGGCAGAGCCUGGGAAGCC